Molecule: messenger RNA, 4371 nt
Organism: Bacillus rossius redtenbacheri
Lineage: Eukaryota; Metazoa; Arthropoda; Insecta; Phasmatodea; Bacillidae
Gene: l(2)37Cb
Product: pre-mRNA-splicing factor ATP-dependent RNA helicase DHX16
Exons: 15
Coding region: 110-2914 (934 amino acids)
Cellular component (GO): catalytic step 2 spliceosome; intracellular anatomical structure
Molecular function (GO): RNA binding; helicase activity; ATP binding
Source: RefSeq, a predicted model, not a curated record
AUACUUCUAUGACUUGAAUGCGUUUGUUUACAUAUAUUGAAAUGUGUUAAUACUGCUUUUGGUUGAAAUAAGGUUAUGUUUAAAAUAGUCAACAAAAAUUAAAUUAGACAUGUCCAAAAGAAGUGGUAGUAGUAGAAGUGACUCAGGAAGAAGUGGCGAGCGCAAGUUUCAAGAAGCCACGACGUCAAAGUAUCUGUCCAAAUACAGAGAAAAACAUUCGUCAGACAUGGAUUCUGAUUCUAGUUUGGAUUCAGACGACAGCACUGAAAAGGAAAGACUCAAAGAUUUGCGAGAAAGAGAUGAAUUUGCUGACAGGCUUAAGAACAAAGACAAAGAUAAAACACGCAACGUCGCGCACCAAUCAUUUUCAGAAAAAAGUGCGUACGAAGAGGCAGCAAAGCGACUGAAAUUGGAAGCUCAAGAUCGUGAAAAAAUUAUACCAAAGUUACGUGUGGAGUCAAGAAGGAAGUAUCUAGAAAAGAGAAAAGAAGAUAAAGUAGCAGAACUUGAAGCUGAUAUUAUUGAUGAUGAAUUUCUUUUCCAAGAAGAAGUGCUGAGCGAGCGGGAGCGCAGGGAGCGCGACCACAAGAGGAAGCUGCUGAGGCUCGCCAGGGACCAUGAGGAGGCCCGGGAGCUGGAGCGCGUGCAGCGGUACCACAUGCCCCACGACACUCGCAAGGGCCAGACGGACGGGAAGUACGAGGAGGUGGACGAGCGGGAGAAGGCCCCCCACUACGAGCAGCGCAAGUGGGAGGAGGAGCAGAUGUCGUCUGCCGUGUUCCGGUUCGGGGCGCGCGACGCCAAGGACCGGCGCCGCCAGGACGACGGCCGGCAGUACGACCUGGUGCUGGAGGACCAGAUAGAGUUCAUCCAGGCGCUGCAGAUGCCGGGCUCCAAGGAGGCCAAGGAAGAAACUGUGAAAAUAACAGAAGCUCAAAAGAAGAGGUUAAACAUUGAAGAAACAAAGAAAAGUCUUCCUAUUUUUCCUUUUAAAGAAGACUUGAUUCAGGCAAUUAAGGAGCAUCAGGUGCUGAUCAUCGAGGGGGAGACGGGCUCCGGGAAGACCACGCAGAUCCCGCAGUACCUGCGCGAGGCGGGCUUCACGCGGGACGACAAGAAGAUCGGCUGCACGCAGCCUCGGCGAGUGGCCGCCAUGAGCGUCUCGGCGCGCGUCGCAGAGGAGAUGGGAGUCAAGCUGGGCAACGAGGUUGGUUACAGCAUAAGGUUUGAAGACUGCACUUCAGAGCGCACUGUCAUCAAGUACAUGACGGACGGCACGUUGCAGAGGGAGUUUCUUUCUGAGCCGGACUUGCAGGGAUACAGUGUGAUGAUCAUCGACGAAGCUCACGAGCGCACUCUGCACACAGACAUAUUGUUCGGACUGAUGAAGGACGUGGCUCGGUUCCGUCCGGACCUCAAGAUUCUGAUAUCCAGCGCCACCCUGGACGCGCAGAAGUUCUCGGACUACUUCGACGACGCGCCGAUUUUCAGGAUACCAGGUCGGCGCUACCCCGUGGACAUCUACUACACGAAGGCGCCCGAGGCGGACUACGUGGACGCGUGCGUGGUGUCGGUGCUGCAGAUCCACGCCACGCAGCCGCUGGGCGACGUGCUGGUGUUCCUCACGGGCCAGGAGGAGAUCGAGACCUGCCAGGAGCUGCUGCAGGAGCGGGUCCGCAGGCUGGGCUCCAAGAUCCGCGAGCUGCUGGUGCUGCCCGUGUACUCCAACCUGCCCAGCGACAUGCAGGCCAGGAUCUUCACGCCCACGCCCCCCGGGGCCCGCAAGGUUGUGCUGGCGACGAACAUAGCUGAAACUUCGCUGACCAUCGACAACAUCAUCUACGUCAUCGACCCGGGCUUCUGCAAGCAGAACAACUUCAACUCCCGCACGGGCAUGGAGUCGCUCAUCGUCGUUCCCAUUUCGAAGGCGUCUGCGAACCAGAGGGCGGGGCGCGCGGGCCGCGUGGCGGCGGGCAAGUGCUUCCGGCUGUACACGGCGUGGGCGUACCGCCACGAGCUGGAGGACAACAUCGUGCCGGAGAUCCAGCGCGUCAACCUGGGCAACGUGGUGCUCAUGCUGAAGGCCCUGGGCAUCAACGACCUGGUCAACUUCGACUUCCUGGACCCUCCGCCCCACGAGUCCCUGGUGCUGGCGUUGGAGCAGCUGUACGCCCUGGGAGCGCUGAACCACAAGGGGGAGCUCACCAAGCUGGGCCGUCGCAUGGCGGAGUUCCCCGUCGACCCCAUGAUGGGCAAGAUGAUCCUCGCCUCGGAGAAGUACAAGUGCUCCGAGGAGAUCCUCACGAUUGCGGCCAUGCUGUCGGUGAACAGCGCCAUCUUCUACCGCCCGAAGGACAAGAUCAUCCACGCCGACACGGCGCGCAAGAACUUCUUCGUGCCGGGCGGGGACCACCUGACGCUGCUGAGCCUCUACGGCCAGUGGGCGGACACGGACUUCUCUACGCAGUGGUGCUACGAGAACUUCGUGCAGCACCGGUCGCUGCGGCGCGCGCGCGACGUUCGCGAGCAGCUGGCGGGGCUCAUGCAGCGCGUCGAGAUCGAGCUGGUGUCGAACCCCUCUGAGAGCGUCAACAUCCGCAAGGCCAUCACAGCAGGGUACUUCUACCACGUGGCCCGACUGUCCAAGGACGGCCACUACCGCACGGUGAAGCACCAGCAGUCCGUCAUGAUCCACCCCAACAGCUGCCUGUUCGAGGACCUGCCCCGCUGGGUGCUGUACCACGAGCUCGUCUUCACCACCAAGGAGUUCAUGCGACAGGUGACGGAGAUCGAGAGCAAGUGGCUGCUGGAGGUGGCCCCGCACUACUACAAGCCCCGGGAGCUGGAGGACGCCACCAACAAGAAGAUGCCCAAGCAGGUGGGCAAGUCCCGGGCCGAGCUGGGCGCCUACUGAGGCCUGCCCCCCUCCCUCCCUCCCUCGCUCGCGAGCGUCGCGGCUCAGCUGCGAACCUUCGAUGCUCUCUCUCUGCGGUCCGAAGAUCUGGGCCGUCCCGUGCAAAAGCUCCGGGGUCCUGGAGUUGAAAUGAUUAUGCAUACUCUUCCACCGUAACCCAACUUUCUUUAAUUGUGCGAUUACUGUUUUUGUAACAUUUUUAUUUUGCAAGUGUGAUUACUUGAAUUCAUUGUCAUUCUCAGACAUUUAGUACAAAAAUUUUAAAUACCAUAUAUACUCGUGUAUAGCGCGCCCUUUUUUCCCCUCAAGUAAAGGGAAAAAAUAAGGAUGCGCGCUAUACACGGAAAAAAAAAGUUUGAUGGGGGGGCGGGGAGGAGUGGAAGUCGUUAACUGCCGGGUGAUGGGUGACGUUUCUGGCCAGCCCCCACACACACGCACAAGCAACAAGGCCUCUGUUUCACACACACACACACACACACACACACACACACACAUGUGCGCAAGCUCGCACAUCAUGGUCUCUUGUUUAUUUUUAGACCUCCCCCCCUUUACAGAAAGCCAGCUCAGAAGCUAGUAAAAAGAGAGAAUGUUGUCACCAGUUCCCCCCCCCCCCCCCCCCCCCCCCGGCCACCUUCUUCACUUCCUCCAUUCCUCGUCCCAGCAGCGACCAGUGAGUCAUCUAGUUCUCCGCGCCAGCUUAGCAACGUAGCGCGGCACGCCUUCCUCCCUCCCUUCCUCCCUUCCACGUACCAGUUGUGACAAUAUAGCGCUUCAUUAUCUUCCGUUUACACAGCAGAGUUUAUGUAUUUUCCUGACGCAUCACCACACAUCAAUUUAAAUAAUCAGGUACCACAAAAUGUUAGUAAAAUUUAUUUAUGGGAAAAAAAAAUUUCAAUUUUUUUUUUUCCUUUGGAAUUAGUUGCAAAAAUCGUGGUGCGCGCUAUACACGAGUAAAUACGGUAAUUUUGUUUUCAAAAAGUUUGCAUUUAUACAUUUACCAGGCAUGUAUAUUAAAUUCCAUGCCUUAAUGUUCACAUAUUGUUUUGGCCAGACAAUUUUUGUAUCUUAGUCUGUGGGAUUUCUUUUUAUCAAAACCAAAUUCAAACACUGUGUAAUCUCCCAGUUUUGGUUUACAUUUUGAAUGUAACCUCGGAACAAAUGUAUUUUUUGUCAAAAAAAAAAACAUAAAAAUAUAAAUGACCGAUUUAAAGAUGAUUUUGUAAAUAGUUAUUUACUAUGUAAAAAUAUUUUUUUUUAUAAAUAAAUUUUUAUAGAUUUAAUGUUUUAAAAAAUUUCACACUGAUACCAUUUAACAUUACAAAAUCAUGUUCAGUCCAGCCGGAAGAUGAAACAUGGUCGCAGCCAGUAUACAGAAUUGUGGUUGUUUAGGACAGGGUUGGUCAACCUUAUAAAUACUGUAUGUACAUAGUGAAUAGUUUUUCCCAGGCAACAACUUU